This is a messenger RNA of Notothenia coriiceps (black rockcod), 1139 nucleotides long. RefSeq names its product complement C1q tumor necrosis factor-related protein 1-like. NCBI's taxonomy places the organism in Eukaryota, Metazoa, Chordata, Actinopteri, Perciformes, Nototheniidae. Gene Ontology annotation, molecular function: protein binding. The annotation marks the transcript as partial. The transcript has a single exon. The record is from RefSeq and is a predicted model, not a curated record.
AACAUCUACGAACUUCCAUGUGUCUGUCUGCACCUCUCACCUGCCUCCUCUCAUCCUCACAGGUGAUACAGGAGACCGAGGCGAUAAGGGUACCCCUGGUAAACCUGGUUUAGAGGGACCCCCAGGCCAGGGAGGACCGUUGGGCCCUAAAGGCAUCAAAGGCCACCAAGGUGUCCCAGGAGACGCCUGUAAGAUCCCCCAGUCCUCCUUCUCCGUGGGCCGUCGGAAGUCCCUGCACAGCCUCGACUUCUACACGGCGCUGGUGUUCGACACGGUGUUCGUCAACCUGUACGAGCACUUCAACAUGUUCAAGGGCAAGUUCUACUGCUACGUGCCCGGGAUCUACUUCUUCAACGUGAACAUCCACACCUGGAACUUCAAGGAGACGUACCUGCACCUGAUGCACAACGACAAGGAGCAGGUGAUCCUGUACACCCAGCCCAGCGAGAGGUCCAUCAUGCAGAGCCAGAGUGUGAUGAUGGACCUGAGUCUGAACGACGAGGUGUGGGUGCGACUCUACAAGAGGGAGCGGGAGAACGCCGUGUACAGCGACAACGUGGACGUUUACAUCACCUUCAACGGAUACCUGGUGGCACCGAGCGUCCAAUGAGACUGGGACGAAGGGGAUUAUAAAAAGAGUAAUCGCUGGGGUCAUUGGGUCUUCACGCCAAGGAGAGAAGAUAACUUUGUUUUAAUAUAACGUUCAGCCCGGACAGGAAUAUAAGGAACCAAAAGUAAAACAGGGCUCUUCUUCAAGUUCAAGAUAAAUCCGAAUUCUGAUAUUUUCUCAAAAUCCUGACUUUUUUCUCAUGAUUUAGAUUAAAGUACAAAUUCAGAUUUUUUUUCUCAGGGUUUUGACUUUAAUCUUUUGUUUCUUUUCCAACCAUUUUGAAAUUAAAAUAAGAAAAAAUACUUGUUGUUAUAAUUUUCGAUCAAAGUACGAUUUCAAACUUUUUCUCGGAUUUCAAACUUUUUCCUUCAAAAUCCAGACUUUAUUCGGAUAACUCAGACUUUUCUAUCCGAAUUUGUGAAACAAGUAAUAAUCCUUUUUGUUAUAAUUUUUUGGGCAGAUCUCAAACUCUUUUUUCUUUCUUCAACCUUGAUCUCUUAAAGAAAACUUGAUUGAGAAAAAAUGUUCU